CCCUGGCACACGCACACACACUGGCGGAAGCUGUGGUAAGUACUUCCUCCUUCAGCCUGUGAGAUCUGAAAGUAUAUCAUCAUGGCAGGCCCAAAGAGACGUACAGAUGACUGGGCUCCACGGGCUUUCUCCGAUGAGCUACAGAAGAGUCAGCCACACGUGUUCUCUCCCUUUCUAUGGACCCAAUUCUUCCUACUCAUGGGACUAGGAACCUCUGGAAAGGACUCAGCACCAACAGUGGUGGCAGGAAUUCUAGGGGGUGUGGUGACUUUCCCCCUCAACAUUUCAGUAGACACAGAGAUUGAGCAUGUCACCUGGAAUGGUUUCCAAAAAGCUCUUGCUUUAGCCGACUCAAAUGGAAAAGUUAUUUUUAUGGACAGAAGCUACCAGGGCCGAUUAAACAUCAUCCGGAACUACUCCUUAUCUCUCAACAACCUGACUCUGAAAGAUGCAGGACCCUACAACGCCCAGAUAAACCAAAAGAAUUCUGAAGUCACCGUUGGUGAGCAAUUCAUCCUGCACAUCUAUGAGCAGCUGCGGGAGCCCCGAGUCACCAUGAUGUCCGUGAACGCGUCUGAGAACACCUCCUGUAACGUCACCCUGACAUGCUUUGUGGAGGGGACAGAGAAAGACGUUCAGUACAGCUGGACCCCGAGGGACCCUGAUGCUUCUGAAUUCUAUGGGGGCUCCACUCUCACCAUCUCCUGGACGCCUUGUGACCCAGACCUGCCGUACACCUGUACAGCCAAGAACCCAGUCAGCCAGAGCAGCUCCCACCCUGUCCAUGCCUGGCAGUUUUGUAGAGAUCCAGGAGCCUCCAGAGGAGGAUCAAUGGGGGAGACGGUGGUGGGGGUCCUGGGGGAGUCAGUCACCCUGCCCCUGGCACUCCCGGCCAGUCAGGACAUAGAGAACGUUGUCUGGAUGUUUAACACGUCUAUUAUCAGCAAAGAGCGGGGAGAAGCAGCAAAAGCAGAUCCACCCACUAAGUUUGAGGAUCCAGACAAGAACACCAUGCGGGUCUCCGGCCAGGACUACUCCCUGAAGAUUGGCUGGCUGAAGAUGGAGGAUGCUGGCCCCUACCACGCUUACAUAUGUUCAAAGACCUCUGGAGUCACCAGCACGAAACACGUCACCCUGCUCAUCUACCGAAGGCUGAAGAAGCCCAAAGUCACGUGGAGCCUCGAGUUCACGGGGGAUGGCAUCUGCAGGGUCAGCCUGACGUGCUCAGUGGAGGAUGGUGGACACAACGUGACCUACAGAUGGACCCCCCUGCAGAAAGAAGCUGUUGUAUCCCAAGGGGGAUCUCACCUCCAAGUCUCCUUGAGAAGGGGUGAAAAUCAUCCCAACUUCACGUGCACAGCCAGCAAUCCUGUCAGCAACAGCUCCAGGCACUUUCUUUCUGGGGACAUCUGUCCAGGACUUGGGAUAAGCAGGAAGCUUUGGAUUGGACUCUCCCUGAUAGUUUCCAUCCUUUUGUGCUUUGGGAUCUCUGGCUGCUGCAUUUGGAAGCAAAAAGGAUCAUGUUCAGCCCGAGCUAUCAGUUCCAGCCAAGUUGAGGCCUCAGCUGACACAUCAGAAACUGCUGCUGGCCACUCACUGUAUUGCAUGCUGUCCCAAGGCUAUGAGAAGAUGGAAACUCCCCCUAAGACUGUCAGGCAACAGCCUAAGCCCACUUCUGACAGCAGCUCUGACAGCGAUGGAACAACUGUGGAGGAUGAGGAGACAACUGAGAUGUACCAGCAUGUCAAUAAAAGAGAUCAGGUGUAUGACUUGGUCACUCAGGAGGACACUGGACAUGACUCAACCUCUGAGGAGCAAGCAGAGUAUGACCUUGUCACUCCAGAUGACAGGGUACCUGUACCUGUGGUCGAAGGGGACACAGUGUAUAUGCAAGUGUUCCUCGACUUGCAGGGAAAGACUCCACUUCCUCAGAAGAAAGAGAGUUCAGCCACAAUCUACAGCUCUGUUCAGAAAUCUCAGACGGUGGUGCCACUAUCACAACAGAAUGAUUUUGACCCUCCUGAAAGCCCUACCUAUGAAAAUUUCACCUGAGAAGAAAAGCAGCUGUUGCCUCUCUUCCUGGGAUUGGAGAGGUAGCUGGACCUUGUGGGGCCUGGGGCUCCUGCAGCGAGAAGCACUUCAGAAUUUCCUUCAGUGUCUCAGAGAUGCCUACAUUUGACCCUCCCUUUCCUCUCACCCCCUGUGACUUCCCAAGCCCAUUAAUAGAUCAGACACAGGCUCCUUUUUGGAGCCUCUGGGCUUCACGGUGUCCUUCCUCCAUCUGUCUCCUGGUAUGCUCGUACUGUUUCCCCCUGUCAGCUGAGAUGCAUCAUCUCAAAACUCUGCCAAGGCUGGUCAAACAUGGUUGAAGGGGGCCUGGACAUUCACACCAUCUUCUAAACAGUUGCUAAAAUGAAUCCAGCAGAUCUCAUUCGUGGACACAAAGAUCUGUUGCCCAGCAAGAUUUCUCUCUCCACCUUUGUGCAUAGAAGCCAAUACUGUGUUCACCAGUCUUCGACGGAAGAAAGUUUAUUACCCAGUCAAUUAGCAAGGAGACAAGAGGACUGGCUCUCAAAUCUGUCUCCCAGAUCCGGAGUAUGGGGUAGGGUUUAAGGUAUCAGGGAGGGCAAGCUGGUAUGCGGAAGUGCUGGCAGGAUGAGCGUCGAUUGGCACAUCACAAUUUUCCCUCUGUGCAUUCUCCUGGCUGGCUCUGGCCGCCUCUGAAAAGUAGCUUUAACAUUCUGUUGUUAGGAUGAGGUCAGCACAGUAAACAAGGGUAAAGUUGUGAUGUAGAUUUAAGUCAUUGCCUUCUCUGUUGAUAAGAGUUUCUAGAGAUUUAGUAGUCCUCUCCUUCCUGGCACAGAGAGGGAGGCACCCUUACAAAUGGAGAUUUCUUUUGUAAAUGUAAAUUUCCCUUACAAAUCCGUAACUUCUACAAGGUUUUCUGAGCUUUCCCUGGCAUCUGCUGUUUCUUAAAAAUAAUCAGCCUAAAAUAAUUCUUAUGCCAAAGAGGCAUAUUUUGGGGUAGCAAAUUCUGUUCCUGGUCCUAUGAUCUAUGUAACAUCACAUCCACUGUAGUAUUUUUUAAAAUAAAAGACUAGAAAAAACCUAA
This is a messenger RNA of Diceros bicornis minor, 3112 nucleotides long. RefSeq names its product T-lymphocyte surface antigen Ly-9-like. Gene Ontology annotation, biological process: T cell activation. The transcript is spliced from 10 exons. Bases 82 to 2052 code for a protein of 656 amino acids. The record is from RefSeq and is a predicted model, not a curated record. Lineage: Eukaryota; Metazoa; Chordata; Mammalia; Perissodactyla; Rhinocerotidae. Gene Ontology annotation, cellular component: external side of plasma membrane.